This is a messenger RNA of Oryza sativa Japonica Group (Japanese rice), 1123 nucleotides long. RefSeq names its product putative ribonuclease H protein At1g65750. Lineage: Eukaryota; Viridiplantae; Streptophyta; Magnoliopsida; Poales; Poaceae. Gene Ontology annotation, molecular function: RNA-DNA hybrid ribonuclease activity; nucleic acid binding. The record is from RefSeq and is a predicted model, not a curated record.
CUCACUCUCUCGCACAUCUCACUCCACUUCUCCUUCCCUCGGUCUCUCUCUCCCUCUCAUGGCGUCGCCGGUGAGCUCAUGUCCCGCUGCUGCUGCUUCACAUCCAUCGUCCCACCACCACUGCCGAGGUGUUCGUCCGGCGGCUGGACACAGUUUCUCCCCACCCACACGAAUCACAUUGGUUCGCUGGACGCCGCCUCGCCACGGUUGGGUCAAGCUCAACUUCGACGGCUCAGUCCACAACGACGGCUCCGGCAGGGCCAGCAUCGGCGGGGUCAUCCGCGACGACCACGGCCGCGUCCUCCUCGCCUUCGCCGAGCGGACGCCGCACGCCACGAUCGGGGUGGUGGAGGCGCGAGCGCUCAUCCGCGGCCUGCAGCUGGCGCUCGACCACGGCUGGAACGACCGGCUGCUUGUGGAAGGGGACGACCUGACCCUGGUCCGGCUGCUCCGAUGCGAGUCCACCCACACCCGCAUCCCGCCGGCGAUGCUCGACGACAUCCUCUGGCUGCUCGACUCCUUCCGCGUGUGCGAGGUGCAGCACGCCUACCGCGAGGGGAACCAGGUGGCCGACGCGCUGUGCCACGAGGCGUACAAGGCGGCGCCGGCGGCGAGGCUCUGGACGCCCGGCACGGCCAUGGUCCCGUUCCCCGUCUGGGAGAAGCUCGAGGACGAUCGGCGCGGCGUGCUUCACCAGCGAGUCCGUGCGUGAUCACUGAUCAGCAUGGAUUGGCGCAAAGAUCGUUUGAUCGGAGUCAACUGCAAUUGCUGCGCGUGCAAAGAUCAUCAAAGAAGCUUUUGGAUGAUGCUGCUGUGGUGUUGGUGACAUGGUGAUCUAUACUGACUCACAUCGGAGCUAGCCAGCACAAGAACAGACCAAGAAAAAGAGGAAGAAGAAGCUAAAUUGUGACGUUGGUUGAUGCGAAUGUAUGAGAGUUAUUGGAUCUUCUUGGAUUAGCAAAAUGGAAUCCUCUCCAUGAUUGGAAGACGAAGGUGGCGACGGUUUGCUCGGAGGUCUCAUGGGAGAAGUUCUCACAUGGAACAGAGAGAACCAGAGGAGGAAGAAGACCCUUGUUGGAGUCGGCCAGCUGCAGCAGCCGUAUGAUCGAUUCUGAAGUCUGAA